This is a messenger RNA of Musa acuminata AAA Group (dessert banana), 393 nucleotides long. RefSeq lists its product as uncharacterized. The transcript has a single exon. Lineage: Eukaryota; Viridiplantae; Streptophyta; Magnoliopsida; Zingiberales; Musaceae. The coding region runs from base 1 to 393 and encodes 130 amino acids. Gene Ontology annotation, cellular component: cytoplasm; nucleus. The record is from RefSeq and is a predicted model, not a curated record.
AUGGAGGUCAAGAUCCCGCGACUAAUUGAUACCAAGGCCGGCAACGAGCGCAAGAAGCCAUCCAGCCGGCUCCAGAAGCAAGCACCGGCGACGCUGCAGCUCGACGCCACGAAGCGCAACACCGCCUUCGUGAUGGGAGCCGAUGACGCCGCUGCUUCCGCUCCCAUCCCCUUGUUGUCCCCGCUCCUUCUGUCUCCUUCCCCGUUGUGUGACGUCGAAGAAUCAAACUCCGCGGGGGAGGAUAAAGGUGACGGCGGCGGUUCGCAGACGUCGUCGCCGGCGUCUCCGCCGGAGGGAUGGCAUCACCCGGCUCUGCCCGUGGCGGCGAUGGAGCCCGCAUCCCUGGUGCCUAGCUUUGAGUUACAAUGCUCCAUGGUGCACAAUGUGCAAUAG